AUGCUUAGUUUUACUCCACCGUUCAAAAGAAACAAGAAAGAAAAGUGCGAGUCAUCAUUAUUGGAUAUUAGCGAUUUUGAUAAUUCAAUAUUAAAUCACUUGGAUACAAAUGUAUUAAAAAAUCAAAAUAAAGUAUCAUCUCCCAUAUCUAUUAAAAAAAACAAGAAGAUUGAUCUUAAGCGUGGUAACUUUUUAUGGAAAGAAGAUAUACCACCCACACCUAAACCUAUUUUUGAAUAUAUAAAUGAAAUAAUUAAAACUGAUAUUCAAUUAAAUUUCAAGGAUAUCUCUUUUUAUGGUUUACCUAUUCAAGUGAAAUCAAUUUUGCAAGAAAAUUAUAAUAUAGAAAAUUUAUAUGAUUGGCAAAAGGAUUGCCUAAAAUUUGGAAACGAUCAUAAAGAUCAAAAUUUAAUUUGCCAUUUACCUACAUCAGGUGGAAAAACUUUAAUUGCUGAACUUUUAAUGCUAAAAGAGAUAUUGUGCAAUAAGAAAAAUGCACUUUUUGUAUUACCAUACAUAUCAAUUGUACAAGAAAAGGUCCGAAAAUUAUCACUCUACUCCGACCACCUUAAUUUUGCCUUGGAAGAGUACGCCGGUAGUAAAGGUCAGUUUCCUCCCAAAAUUCGUAGGAACAAAUGUGCCAUCUACAUUGCCACUAUCGAGAAAGCGAAUUCCUUGAUAGAUUCAUUCGUCGAAUGCGAUAACGAAAAUGCCAUGAUGCGGAAAUUGGGGAUAGUUUGUGUUGACGAAUUGCAUAUGAUAGGAAUAGAAAAUGCUGGGCAUAGAGCUGCCGCCUUAGAAUCGCUUAUAACUAAGGUGAAAUAUUUUGACGCUAAUCGAUCACACACAACUAAAGAGAGGAUCAAAAUGGUAGGAAUGAGUGCCACUUUGCCGGAAACAAAGGAAUGCGGCCAUUUACCCAAAUUUAUGAACGCGCUUUUGUUCAAGAGCGAUUUUAGACCUAUUAAAUUAAACGAAUUCGUCAAAUUGCGUAACGACAUAUACCAAGUCAACAAGAAUCAAAGCAAGGUAUUGAAACACGCUCGUAAAUUGAGAUGGCCAUCUUAUUAUUGCGAAAAUUGUAAAAAGAUAGAUCCGGAUAUGAUCUUCGAUCUGGUAGUUAGUUCCAAUCAGUACCACCACCAGGAAUUACUGAAUCUCCGUGAGGGAUUAGCACGAGAUGUUUGCAAUGAGAUGGAAAUCGCCGAAAAGCUCAACCCCAUUUCUUGCUUAAUAUUUUGUCCUACCAGAAAGAAUUGCGAAAACGUUGCAUUGAACCUGACUCGAAUAUGCGAAAUUUUAUACAAACGAGCCAAGAGGAUUGGUAGACUCCUCAAGAUACAAAGGCGAAAUAUUGACAGGAAAGAAGGGAAAGACUUGACCAAGAAGACCGAUCUCCACGGGGAAUUCAGAACAGCGUCUGCUGUUAUGCGAAAUAAUGAUGGAUUAUCCGAUAAUCAUAACCCUAACGUUAAUAUCUUCAACCCCAUUUUUUCGCUCGUUUCCGAACCUUUGGCAAAAAAUGUAGAUGGCGUUAAUGCGCAAACCAUCGACGUACAUUCGCUCCGUAAAGAUCUAAUCAGAGACUUGCAGGAUUUGCACGAGAUGACUCUCGAUGAAUCGAAAUCAGAUGUGCCAGACCGUAUCUGUCCCACCUUGAAAAGAAGCCUUCGAUAUGGUAUCGCCUAUCAUCACGGGGGUCUGACUGGUGACGAGAGGAGGCUUAUAGAAGCCGCUUAUAACAAGGGAAUAUUAAAUGUAAUAUGCUGUACUUCAACCCUUGCUGCCGGAGUCAAUUUGCCUGCGAGAAAGGUCAUUAUUCGCUCCAUGACCAUAGCCAAAGGAAUCCGGUUGAGCCAAAGUCAAUACGUUCAAAUGAUUGGUCGAGCCGGAAGACCAAAUUUUAAAUCAUCCCGCGAAAACUAUCAAGCCGAAUCAUUUUUUAUACUCAACGACACCAUAUUUAAUCAUAACGACACUAUGCUCGAAGGGGUUAGCCUAGACUCGUUAUUUAGCUACAACUCCGAUCUAGCGAGAACUAGAACUAAUAACGUGUCCCCUCUUUUCCCGUCGCCGAGAUUGGGAAAUUUACACUCCGCUAUCGAAGGCUCGGAAGAGAUGAUGACGAUUAAUCACAACCCCAUCACCUCUGGAAUGAUUGUGCCUUGUAAGGAAGAAUCACCCAAAGUUGGACAAAAUGGCGAAACAGGGGCGAUCGACGAUAAAGGAUUCAGGUCCCUCCUCCUAACCGCCAUAGGAUUACAAAUGGCAAAUAACAAAAGGCAGUUGAUACAAUUGGUCAAUGGUACUUUGUACGCUUGUCAAACCUAUCUCAACAACGAAUUUAAAGCAUACGAUGGCUCAAUUAACCCCGUUAACGAUGAAAAGAGUAUGAAUGAGACCGAUAAUAAUGAUAGUAUUUUUGACAAUGGCGGAGAUAAGGCCAAGCAAUCAAAUUCUACUAAGAUCUUUAACGAUAAGGCUUGGAAAUUGGUUCGUUCGAUUUUGGGCAAAUUGAUCAAAUCUAACUUGAUAAAGGCUAAAAUGGGCGUUCAUAAAAAUUGCUUCGAGGUUACCAAAUUGGGAAAGGCCAUUUACAAAAGUAGUAUAGACCAAGAACACAGCAAAAUUUUAUAUUCCGAUUUGGUCUCGAGUCAACAUUUGAUGGUACUAUCUACUCAUUUGCAUUUGUUACACUUGGUUACUCCUUAUACAUCUCCCGGUAUCAUGGAAAUCGAUUGGACGAUAUACCAAUCCAAAGUAUCGAAAUUUACCGCUCACGAAUCAAAGGUCAUCGAAAUUUUAGGCAUAACCGAGAACUAUUUAUUGCGCAGGAUGACGUGCCAUGCCUACGAUAAAAAAAUAGAUAUAAAUUUGGUUGAAAGAUUUUAUCGCACCCUCAUGCUGAGAGAGCUAUGGAUGGGCCAAUCCGUGUGGAGUGUUAGCCAAGAUUUCAAAGUUGAUAGGGGUUUCGUGCAGGGUUUGUUCCAAAAUUCUACCUCCUUUGCCUACGCCGUUUAUAAUUUUACCCAAGAAUUUGACGAAUUGUGGGCCCUGAAAGAUUUGCUAGGAACCUUUGUCAAGCAAUUCCAUCAUUUAGUUUCGAAAGAUUUGCUGCCUCUCGUCGAAUUACCUGGAGUCAAAAUCGGUAGGAUUCGACAAUUAUUCAAUGCGGGUUACAAGACGUUGUUCCAAAUCGCUAAAGCCCAACCCGAGACAUUGACAAAGGAUAUCAAGUUUCUAUCCAAGGAAUUGGCUAACCAGUUAAUUUCUUCCGCGAAGGUGUUAAUCAGGGAAAAGGUGGAGACUUUAGAAGAUGAAGCUUUGAAUAUUAUUUCUCAAUUGAAUAUCUCCUAGAUUAUACAAACACAAAGACGCAACACGAUUUUAUAAAACUUAUUUAUUCUUACAAAUUAUUUAUAAAAAAAUGCAAACUUUAUUUAAUUUUUUAUGAUUAUAUGACGAUACAUAAAAUUAUCAUUAUUAAAAUUGCAAUAAUUU
Messenger RNA from Gordionus sp. m RMFG-2023, 3501 nucleotides. Its product is annotated as helicase POLQ-like. Gene Ontology annotation, molecular function: nucleic acid binding; ATP binding. The transcript has 19 exons. NCBI's taxonomy places the organism in Eukaryota, Metazoa, Nematomorpha, Gordioida, Chordodea, Parachordodidae. Bases 1 to 3357 code for a protein of 1118 amino acids. The record is from RefSeq and is a predicted model, not a curated record.